Messenger RNA from Glarea lozoyensis ATCC 20868, 1293 nucleotides. RefSeq lists its product as uncharacterized. NCBI's taxonomy places the organism in Eukaryota, Fungi, Ascomycota, Leotiomycetes, Helotiales, Helotiaceae. The transcript is spliced from 2 exons. The record is from RefSeq and is a predicted model, not a curated record. The coding region runs from base 1 to 1293 and encodes 430 amino acids.
AUGGCAAAACCCCAGCCCCAGCUACCAGAAAUCGUUUUCGUCAGCGAACAAGUCGCUUUGGAGCCAUCACUCGGCUGGUUGAGAGCCUGGCGUCUGCCAACGAAUAUCAUCAAAUCGUUGAUGCAACCAUUCCUGAACCGAAUCAUUCUCUUCUCAGAGCUCCAAGAUGGAGAGCGCAGCUCCAGCCAAGACAAUCCGCAGUUGGGCGACAUCGACUUUUUAGCCGAGGCGAAGGAUAGUAUCCACGACAGUGAAGGUACGAAACAAGAACCAGCGACGAGUCUAAAAAGCCUCUGCACCAUUGCGGUGGAUCAGCAGAGUAUCUCGAGUCAAGAUAGCAGUGGCCCAAACAGAUGGUGCAUUGAUGUUACCGUAGGGGGAGUAGUAGCGGUGUUUACUCGAUUUGAUACUCAAUCCGACUCGCAUUUCAUAACUCGACCAGCUCUCGUCCGAAUUAUCAACGCCGGAGUAGAGGUCAACAUCAGACCUAUUCCACCGGGAAAAGUCAAUAAGUACGAAACUCCAAUUCGAGGCUCGACGUUCAUGCCACAACACGAUGUCAAGUUAUGGAUGGAAAACAAGGAGAUUCGUUCAAGGAAAAAGAUCGCCCUGAAGAUUAUUGAGGACACAGAUGCCGAUCAGAUAAUUAUCGGAAACAACCUUCUGACUCUUGAAUUCCUUGCCCGAGUUGAAGAAGCCAACAAAAGAACCUCAACGUCGGCAGAUAGCACAGACUUCCUAGCAACUCUUGUCAAAAGGAGACGAACAAAAAAAGAGAUCGAGGCCGCGGCCGCUAAAGACAAGGCAAAGCGGGAAGAAGACCACGAAAAAUGGCUCCGCAUUCAGGAGCUGAAGAGCAAACAACCAAAAACAACGCCGCAAAGCCCUUGGACUGGAGUUCGGCAACGGCUCGUGGGUGAACCUUCAGCGAUGAUACUGAGCGAUAGCCGCCACUCCAGUCACUCGACUCAAGCGACGGUUCUCAAUGAAUACAAUGACGGUCAUCAGUCUGCGCAUUUGCAAGACCGAAUCCACGAACAAUAUCAUGGUUCACAACCUUUUGAGAAUCAAAUGUACUACAAUGCUCCCAGCACUCGAUCGAUUCUACCAGUGCAGGGCUCUGAGGUGGCGGAAAUACAAAGCCAGAGAUCCGGGACAGGAUCCUCGCAAUACACACAUUACUCCUUCUCUCAGCAUACAAUGUCCUCGAUGUCCAGCGCCCCUUCGUUCGUCACAGACAUGAAGCCCGGCUCGCGAAGCAGCAGCUGGUUUGACGAUGAUGAUUUUGAAUAA